AUGGUAGAUAUCUUUUACGAGACGUCACUGGAGCAGGUGGUGUCGUUGGAGAAAAGUGGCGACCAAACCGUUCUAAAACUGGAAAGGGCCCCCAAAUCUGCCUUUCCAAACCUUGUCUCAGUAAAUCGAGCAGAUAUUGCUAUUGCCAACGACGAUGUCUACGUGUUGGACCUGGUUAGGUCCGGAACAGGCAGACAAGCUGCUUCUGGCAUUUAUAGCAGAAUUCUCCGGCCAUUGUUUGACUCUGUGCUUCUGAUUCCCCAUCAGUACAUUGCAACUGAUAGUCCCUCUUCAAUUGAUACUUUUGCAGCGUCCUUGAACUCCAAUGGUCGUCCCAUAACGUUGGUGGUGAUUGCUGGAGAUACUUCCGUGAAUGAGCUCAUCAAUGGCUUAAGUCCGGGCCAUCAGGCUCUCGUGAAAAUCCUAAUAGUACCAGCUGGCACAGGAAACUCGUUGGCACUCUCAAUUGGGCUCACGGACGAGGUAGCCGCGGUGAAGAAAUUGGUUUUAUAUGGCGAGACUGAUGUUCGUCCAUUAAACUUGUACCUGGCGCAAUUUCCAGCUGGUUCAUACUUCCUCCACCACGAUGGAACCAAAUCAAAUGUCCCCAGUUCUCUACUCUUCUUAGUGGUUACUUCUUGGGCUUUCCAUGCGUCGUUGGUGGCAGAUAGUGACCUGGACGAGAUGAGAAAGCAUGGAAUUGAUCGGUUCAAGAUCGCUGCUGGCCAGAACUUGGGCCGGGAACAGAAAUACCUGGGUGAUUUCUCUGUUACUCGCCAAGGUGCCACUACCGCACAUCACAAAGGGCCAUUUGCUUACUUUGUUGUAACUCCGUCGAAGAAGUUCGAGCCUACGUUUGAGGUCCUGCCCAAGGGUAAUAUUUUCGACUCCAACCUCUAUGUUGUGGGCUUUCCCACUGAGCAAGACGACAAGUAUAUUAUGGACAUCAUGAUGGAGGUUUAUGCGGGCGGAAAGCAUGUAGAAAACGAUAAGGUUUUCUACAAUUUGGUGGAGAAGGACCAGGUGAUAAAGCUACAGGUAAGAGACGCUGACGUGAUCGAGAAAAGACGCUUUUGCGUGGAUGGAGCUAUCGUGGUGUUGCCUGAGCUGGAGGGAGAAGUGGAGAUUCGGUAUCAUGGCCCUGAGGCCAAUGGAUGGAAAGUUAGUAUUAUAAGCUGA
Molecule: messenger RNA, 1179 nt
Organism: Sungouiella intermedia
Lineage: Eukaryota; Fungi; Ascomycota; Pichiomycetes; Serinales; Metschnikowiaceae
Source: the annotation of a GenBank genome assembly